UGAAAUUGGAACCCAAACAAACCCUUUUCUAAAAGCACACUAAUUACCCUCCUUUCACCUUCUAAUCAUUCCCUAAUUCUCUCUCUAGUAUACUCUUCCUCUCUUCUUCACAAGGCCAUUUAAUUAGUAGCAUACCUCAAAAUUGCACAUACCCCAAAAGAAAACAAAAACAAAAAAUGCUCAAGCUGCUCUUCUUCUGGUUGUCACUGUUGCUAACGUUACACCUCGACAGACCUCUCGCAGAAGCAAGUAAUGUGACGGACAUUUUCAUCCUGGCGGGGCAGAGCAACAUGGCGGGGCGAGGCGGGGUGGAGCACGGCAGGUGGAACGGCGUCGUCCCAUCGCAAUCCGCUCCCAGCCCGUCGAUCCUCCGGCUGAGCGCCGGGAUGAGAUGGCAGCCGGCCGCGGAGCCCCUCCACGUGGACAUCGACGUGGCGAGGAACAAGACCUGCGGGGUGGGGCCGGGGAUGGCAUUCGCCAAUGCGGUGCUGCCGGGGCUUAUGCGGUGCAAUGAGGCGGCGGCGGUGGUAGGGCUGGUGCCGUGUGCGGUGGGCGGGACGAGGAUCCGGCAGUGGAGGCGGGGGAAGCGGCUGUACGGUCGGAUGGUGCGGCGGGCGAGAGCGGCGGCGAGAGGCGGCGGGAGGAGGAGGAUCCGAGGGGUUUUGUGGUAUCAAGGGGAGAGCGAUACGGUGCGUAGAGAGGAUGCGGAGGGGUAUAAGGGGAAUUUGGAGAGGCUGGUGGUGGACUUGCGGUCGGAUCUUGGCAUCCCUGCUCUGCCGUUUCUCCUGGUUGCAGUGGCAUCUGGGGAAGGCAAGUUUGUGGAACAAGUGAGGAAAGCUCAACUCACAAUCGACCUUCCAAACGUGCAAUGCGUAGAUGCCAAGGGAUUGGGCCUCAAAGCAGAUCAUCUCCACCUAACCACUACCUCGGAGGUUCAGCUGGGCCAGGAGCUGGCUCGUGCCUUUCUUGCUCAUUUUGCCCAUCGGCCAUCAUUGCACCAACUUAUGCAGUAGCCUAUCCCUCUGCGUCUGCGAUGAUUAUUAUUAUUGUUGUUGUUAUUAGCUUAUUAUUACUGCUAUUAUUAUGAGAUUGUGUCUCAGCUAUAAGGAGAAAACAUAUGGGCUCACAAAUACCACACAGCGGGCCCAAUCGUACUUGGACAUAUAAGGUGUCUAACUGGCUCAGGCCCAUCAGAUCACGACGACGACGACUUGCGGAGCCGAAAGUAAAAUCUUGAUCCGUGUCUCAAUCUGGGUUCUGAUUCUUUGAGCCUGUUUCUCAGCUGCGUCAGCAGACUGGCCACUCCGAAGUCUGAAACACAGCGGGCAAUCAGGUUACAAUCCUAUAAUGGAGUUAAAGCCAAAACUAGCUAUUGACCCGGCCCGUUGAUUGGAUUACUUUAAUUACCAAUCUGUGAAAUGGGAAAGUGAGUUGGAGUAGGAGAGCAUCUAUUUGAGUCGAACUCACAAUUUGGAUCUAUUUGAGUCCAUAUAAUUAUACAUGUG
Linum tenue is the source of this 1505-nucleotide messenger RNA. The record is from the annotation of a GenBank genome assembly. Lineage: Eukaryota; Viridiplantae; Streptophyta; Magnoliopsida; Malpighiales; Linaceae.